Molecule: messenger RNA, 909 nt
Organism: Nicotiana attenuata
Lineage: Eukaryota; Viridiplantae; Streptophyta; Magnoliopsida; Solanales; Solanaceae
Product: MOB kinase activator-like 1A
Exons: 7
Coding region: 62-709 (215 amino acids)
Biological process (GO): signal transduction; positive regulation of protein phosphorylation
Cellular component (GO): nucleus; cytoplasm
Molecular function (GO): protein kinase activator activity
Source: RefSeq, a predicted model, not a curated record
UAUAUAAUCAUCAGCGCUUUCUGUUGACCAUCUCAAACACCCAAUUGCUCUUUUUGCAAUCAUGAGUCUGUUUGGCCUUGGAAGCAGGAACCAGAAGACUUUUCGCCCUAAAAAGAAUGCUCCAUCAGGAAGCAAGGGUGAGCAACUUAGAAAGCACAUUGAUGCUACCUUAGGUAGUGGCAACUUAAGGGAAGCAGUGCGGCUACCGCCUGGUGAAGAUCUCCAUGAGUGGCUGGCUAUAAAUACUGUUGACUUUUUCAACCAAGUGAAUAUAUUGUACGGCACCCUAACUGAAUUCUGCACUUCAUCAAGCUGUCCAACAAUGUCAGCAGGACCAAAGUAUGAGUAUCGAUGGGCUGAUGGAGUGAUUAUAAAGAAACCUGUAGAAGUUUCUGCUCCAAAGUACGUGGAUUAUCUAAUGAACUGGAUAGAGACUCAGCUAGAUGAUGAAUCAAUCUUUCCUCAAAAAUUGGGUGCACCAUUUCCGCCUAACUUUCAGGAUGUUGUCAAGACAAUAUUUAAGCGAUUAUUUCGUGUAUAUGCCCAUAUCUACCAUUCCCAUUUCCAAAAGAUUGUCAGUCUAAAGGAAGAAGCUCAUCUGAACACCUGCUUUAAGCAUUUUGUUCUCUACACAUGGGAAUUCCGCUUGAUAGACAAGGCAGAGCUUGCACCUCUCUAUGAGCUUGUUGAGUCCAUUCUGCAGUUAUAGUGCCAUGCCGUCCUUCAUUUUCUCCAUUGCUUCUUUGUUCUGUGACUCUUUAACAGAACGUACAUUUUAUGAUAGACACCAGUCAGGGAAAACCCAGAGUACUAUUGGAACAUGUUCCUGAAUUUUUCUCACGUUUAGAAAGUUUCGUGGAUUGAUUUUGAAUUGUUGCAUCUUAUGAAUUUUUCUUUCUGAUCGACUAA